Vairimorpha ceranae is the source of this 423-nucleotide messenger RNA. RefSeq lists its product as hypothetical. The coding region runs from base 1 to 423 and encodes 140 amino acids. Lineage: Eukaryota; Fungi; Microsporidia; Nosematidae. The transcript has a single exon. The record is from RefSeq and is a predicted model, not a curated record.
AUGGAAGUCCCAAUUUUUCUGAAGGCACAUAAUUUUGGAUUUCCCCUUCUUCAAGAGGAUCUCAAGUUCUUUUCCUUUAUUAGAAAAUUGUUUAUAUUGAGACUUAAGAUUUUUAUUUUCUUUUUUACCUCUUUGUUUUUAAAAAAAAGCAAGUCCAAUCUUUCUUUCUUGUCAUGUUAUGCUCUAAAACCAAUGGCUUUAACUGAAUUCAAUUAUAUUUUUCUUUGUACAUUAGUAACUACAAUUUUUGUAAAUGGCGUAUCCCCGCCUUUAAGUUUUCUUAAAGUAAGGAUUGUAAUUUUUCUUUUGAAUUUAUUAGUGCAAAACAAUUUUAUGGUAUGCCUUUUCAUAAAUUUGGUCAAAGAUAGAUGCAAUAGUGAUUUUGCUCAGAGACAUUUAUCUAAAGAAAGGGCUUUUAAAUAG